GUUGGGGCCGGGCUGCGGCGAGGGAGCCGGCUCCGCACAGCUCUGGGCGCCGGCUGGGGCGCCGGCCCAGGGCUCCUCGCGGGCUUGGGGCUGUGGAGCGGCGCGGGUGAGGCGGGAAGCCGGCGGCGGAGGCGGCGGGGAGGCCAGGCGGGCGAGGCGCCCCGCCCGAGGGCGGCUCUGGCCGAGGGCGGCGGGGCCGGGAGUCGGCCCGGGGCGGCGGCUGCGGCGGCGGCAGCGGCGGCGGCCGCGGCCCCCGAGGAGCCCGCCGGGAUGCUGGCGGACCAGCUGGUGGAGGAGUUCGAGAUGAAGGAGGACGAGCCGUGGUACGACCACCGGGACCUCCAGCAAGAUCUCCAGCUUGCUGCCGAGCUUGGGAAGACGUUGCUGGAUCGGAACACAGAGCUGGAGGAUUCCCUGCAGCAGAUGUACACAACCAACCAGGAGCAGCUGCAGGAAAUUGAGUACCUGAGCAAGCAGGUGGAGCUGCUGCGGCAGAUGAACGAGCAGCACGCCAAGGUGUACGAACAGCUGGACGUCACGGCCAGGGACCUGGAGGAGACCAAUCAGAAGCUGGUUGCCGACAGCAGGGCCUCGCAGCAGAAGAUCCUCAGCCUGACGGAAACAAUCGAAUGUCUACAGACAAACAUCGAUCACCUCCAGGGCCAGGUGGAGGAGCUGAAGGCCUCCAGCCCAGGCCCGAGGCCGAGGCCGAGCCCCAGCGAGGAGAGGGCGGCGCCCGCCUUCGCCUGCCUGAAGGAGCUGUACGACCUCCGCCAGCACUUCGUCUACGACCACGUGUUCGCCGAGCAGAUCGCAUCCCUGCCGAGCGCGCCGCGCGCCGACGAGGAGGAGAACGCGCGGCUGCGCAGGGCCGCGGCGGCGCUGCAGGCGCAGCUGGGCGCCGAGCGGCGGCGGCGCGCGGCCCUGGAGGAGGAGCUGGGCCUGGCGCUGGCCGAGAACCGCGAGCUGGAGCAGCGCCUGCGCGGUGCCGACGCCUGCCGCGCGCGAGCGCUGGAGCUGGAGGCCGAGGUGGCCGAGGUGCGGCGGCGGCUGCGCGCGCGGCCCGCGGGCGGCGGGGACGGGACGGGCCCCGAGGAGCCCAGCCAGAGCCUGCUGGAGGAGAUCCUCCUGGGCGCCCCCGAGCCGCCCCGCAAGCCCCUCAAGCGCAGCAGCAGCGAGACGGCCCUCUGCGGCUCGGGGGCUGCCGACCUGGUGAGCGGCCACGAGCAGACCUGCAUCCGCCGGGCCAAGGCGGUGAAGCAGCGCGGCGUCUCCCUGCUGCACGAGGUGGACUCGCAGUACAGUGCUCUGAAGGAGAAGUACGAGGCGCUGCUCCGCAGGUGCCAGCCCGAGCCGGACUCGCUGUCGCAUAAGGCCGUGCAGACCUCCCGGGCCCCCACCCGGGAGCCGCCGGCCGCGAGCUCCUCGCCGGAGCCUGGCGCCCCGGAGCGCGGCGACUCCCUGAGCCCCAGCACGCCGCCGGAGUACCGGGCGCUGUUCAAGGAGAUCUUCAGCUGCAUCCAGAAGACCAAGCGCGAGAUCGACGAGCAGAGGGCCCGGUACCGGCCGCUGUCGGCGCAGCCGGGCCUCUAGCCCCGCCGCCGGCCCCCGGGUUCCGCGCCCCUCGGUGCCCGCUGCUGGGCUCCACCGACUGCGCGGAGCAUCACGCGGCCGGGCUGAGGCCUCUCCUGCCGCCGCCUGGAAGGUUCCCGGGAGCC
This is a messenger RNA of Perognathus longimembris pacificus (Pacific pocket mouse), 1718 nucleotides long. It is a transcript of the gene Cdr2, whose product is annotated as cerebellar degeneration related protein 2. The transcript is spliced from 5 exons. Bases 271 to 1593 code for a protein of 440 amino acids. The record is from RefSeq and is a predicted model, not a curated record. Lineage: Eukaryota; Metazoa; Chordata; Mammalia; Rodentia; Heteromyidae.